Myxozyma melibiosi is the source of this 1779-nucleotide messenger RNA. RefSeq lists its product as uncharacterized. Gene Ontology annotation, molecular function: protein binding. The record is from RefSeq and is a predicted model, not a curated record. NCBI's taxonomy places the organism in Eukaryota, Fungi, Ascomycota, Lipomycetes, Lipomycetales, Lipomycetaceae. The transcript has 3 exons. Bases 1 to 1779 code for a protein of 592 amino acids.
AUGUCUGCUCUCUCCAUCAGCAGCAGUACCAGCACCGAGCACCAAAACCUCGUGUUUGUGAGUCCCCGCGAAGGCCUAGUCUCGAUCUCAAACCUCCCGACAAAGAACCCAGCUACGAGCGCGGGUAUACUCGCGCAGUACGCCGACCACAACUACACCGGCAUCAACCCGCGUUCUCUCGCGCAGCAGCCGCGGUCUCGUACCGACGAGUCUGGUACGUCGACAGUGGACGGCGGGGUAGCAUCAGCAGCAGCGGGUUCAAACAGGCAGAUUGACGAGAACUUGGGGCUUGCGUCCGGGGUCGGCAACGCGAUUGAAGGAAUCGCGGGGCAUUUGAACGGGCAGUCGGGAAAAGACAGCGUGAGGAGCGCGGCGAAAGCGAGCGAGUAUGAGGAUCAUCGCGCGUCGGCGAUGUAUGCGUCGCAGUGUAAUCAGUAUCUGACUGCCAUCGUGCGGUUUACAAAGAUGGAGUUUAAUCACGGUCUGGGAUUUCAGGAGCUAUAUCAUCGAGCACUUGCUUGCUUGGGUAAAAAGCUAUCUGAAUUCGCUCUAGCUGACGCAUUAACCAUGAUCUCAAUCAACAAAAGCAACUACAGAGGCUACUGGAUCGCAGGCCUCGCCUACGAAAGACUCUCCAAACUCGACGAAGCCCGCGACAUCUACGCCACCGGCGUCUACGAAAUCGACGAGCUCGUCCGCCAGCACGGCCGCAGCUUCUCCGGCCUCGUGUCUGGAAAACUCGUCCUGAACGGCUGCAUGCGGUCACUGGACGCGCGCAUUGCCGCCAGAGAUGAGGAGUUGUUGAGUGGUGGGGGCGGAGUAAAUGCUGAGGAUGAGUGUAUGUCGGUGUCUGAGCUUGCCGGCGAGAUUUCAAUGCUUUCGAUAUCUACGCCGCCGCCGCAACCAGUCCCAGUCAACGAAUCGUCCACCCCUUCCUCGUCCCUAUCCUCAUUCUCAUCCUCUCUCUCCUCCUCCACUUCCUUCUCCUCAGUCUCACCCUCAACACCAACACCACCCUCUCCCCACCCCUCCCUCUCCGGCCCCAAAGUCGACCCAUCGACAGUCCUCCCUCUCGAACUCCUGAUCCAAAUCCUCGACUACGUCCCACUAACCUUCCGCACCGCCGUCCAGCUCGAAUCCCUAAACCGCACCUGGCGCACCGCCGUCCGCGCCAUCCCGCGCUUCUGGCAAAAGCUAGACCUCCGCGCUAUAAACUGGCAGCACGUAUCCCCGCGCCUGCUGCGCGAGUACGUCGAUGCCGCGGCUGCGACAGCGGCGGGGACGAGCGCGCGGGGCGUGAGGAAGGUCAAGAUAGAUUGGGUGAUGAGGAACGAUGAGGAGGUUGACAACCCUGUCGGGGUGGGUCGCGUCGAAGGCGCUAUCGCGGGGUUUGACACGCAGUUCGAUGAGCGAUGGUACGAGCUCGUGUGGUGGACCGCCGCAAUCUACCGCGAGCAAAAAUCUGCUGCUGCUGCUGCUGCGCUAGGAGAAAACCUCUCGACUAACGACUGCAUCUUCGAACUCACCCCAUGCAUCCCCUUUCUCUCUCGCCACCGCCCGCUCCAAGACGGCAUGCUCGCGGUGCAAUGGGGUCCCACAGAGCAAUUCAUUGUGCCGCAGACCGCGGUCGCACCGCUGCUUGAGACACUCGCGCUGCGGAAUAAUCGGCCGGGGAAUCUGUGGGUGCUGCGGAUCCAGCGGUUGAUGCUGAUGCUGGAACGGUGGGAUGGUGGGAUGGAGGCGCCGUGGGAACGGAAAGGGUUUGAAUGUGAGGUGUAG